Messenger RNA from Nylanderia fulva, 1472 nucleotides. The record is from RefSeq and is a predicted model, not a curated record. Lineage: Eukaryota; Metazoa; Arthropoda; Insecta; Hymenoptera; Formicidae.
CCUGGGGUGCGUUCAGAUCUCUCACCCAGCGAGUGUGGGUAGGGUGGACUGGGAGUGGGCGGAGUUACUGUGAGGUGAUUUCGGUGGAGUGAAGAAUCUGAACGCACCUAUGCAUUCUGGAGACUGUGUAAAGGUGCCAUUAACAAAGAAAACGUCCAUCUACAAUCACCUAACCUUAAAGAUGGAUCAUCGAGUAAUUAUAGCGUCAGUUGUGACUAUAAGUAAAAAUUUUUUACAAGAAGUAAUGGAAAGUGAUAGUGACAGUAGUGGCAGUGAUACCUCUGAUGAGGAGUUGGAUAUGCGAAUACAUAUGCAAUUGCGAGGACCUCAACGCAAACCUGUAAGAAUUGAAGGUUAUAUAGAACAUACAAUCCCACAACUUCAUCGUGAGCAGUUCAGGCAGCAUUUUCGCAUGACUCCAACAACGUACAAUCAACUCGAACAGAGAUUGGCACCAAUUUUGCAAGGAGAUGUUGGUAUGAAAUCUCACAUACCAGUCAGGAAGCAAUUACUUGCAACUCUAUGGUUAUUGGCUACACCAGAUUCCUACAGGUCUGUAGGGGAAAGAUUUGACAUGAGUAAGAGCUCACUGAAUGUCAGUUUCAUGAGGGUUGUACAAGCCUUGAAUGACAUCGCUAGAGAUGUCAUACAAUGGCCAAGAGAAGACAGAUUAGCAACAGUAAAACAAAAAUUUCAAAGGUUGUCAGUGCUACCUGACAUUAUUGGAGCUGUGGAUGGUACUCAUAUUUCUAUAAAAGAGCCGUAUGUAAAUUCUCUGUCCUAUAAGACAUAUAAGAAAAAAUAUGCUGUUAUACUUCAAGCUAUAUGUGACUCUGAGUUAGUUUUUCUGGAUUGCUUUGCUGGUUACCCAGGAUCUGUAGGUGAUAUAAGAGUAUUUAGAAAUUCUGAUCUUUGGUCAGAAGUCCAGAGGGAUAGACAAUCAUAUUUCCCUAACGAGGAAUACAUCAUUGGUGAUAAAGCUUAUCCUAUUUUACGUUGGUGUAUUUCUGCUUUUCGUGAUCGUGGUAAUCUUACAGCGGCUCAGAAAAGAUUCAACAACAUACUGUCUACAGUUAGACAAGUCAUUGAAAGAGCAUUCGCAUUGCUGAAAGGAAGAUUUCGAAGGCUGAAAUAUCUAGACAUGAAUAGAAUGGACAUGAUCCCCUUUGUGAUAAUUGCUUGCACAGUUCUUCACAACAUCUGUCUUGAAAGAUUUGAUGAAAACAUAGAAGAAUAUAUCUUAGAAGGUUGGGAAAAUGAAAACAUUGAAGAAGGCAGGGAGAAUGAAGUUUGUGUUCAAGAUCCAGUGGCAGAUGAAGAUGCUGGUUUAGCAAAAAGAAAUUAUCUAGUAACCUUAGUUUGAUAGUUAUGUAUUAUACACUAGUGGUCAUAAGUAUAACACUUCUAAUUAUAUAUUUUGUUAGUAGACAAAGUUUCUUGAUGAAGAAUAAAAUAAUGAAUCAAGGCAUAAA